Lindgomyces ingoldianus is the source of this 1111-nucleotide messenger RNA. RefSeq names its product NAD(P)-binding protein. Gene Ontology annotation, molecular function: oxidoreductase activity. The transcript is spliced from 2 exons. The record is from RefSeq and is a predicted model, not a curated record. NCBI's taxonomy places the organism in Eukaryota, Fungi, Ascomycota, Dothideomycetes, Pleosporales, Lindgomycetaceae. The coding region runs from base 340 to 1101 and encodes 253 amino acids.
CCGAAAUCUCUGCCUUGAGCCCAACUUCCUUAGUAGGCCGUGUGCACCGUUUGUGGCGAUUAAUCGAUAUGGAAAAGGGUGUCCGAGGCCCAGGAACCAAUUUGCUAGGCGUUCAACUUAACUCGGAACGUUGUGUAGCCAAAUGAAUAAAGUAUGCAUUUUGAACGCGGAGAUGUGUCGAGCAUUAGAUGGAGGUCCUGGUCAACCUUCAGUCAUUUCCUCGUCCACUGAUUGCUUGUCUGUCCUCAUACGCACCCUGCAACCAUCCCAACCAUCCAGCAUCCAUAUCCCUUUCGUUGGAUUGCAGAAACACUGAAGGCCUGAUAUAUUUCUACGAAGAUGCCGGUGGAUUAUGACAUCAAAGGCAAAGUCAUCGUCCUCACAGGUGCCGCCUCCGGAAUCGGUUUCCAGACUUCUCUUCUCCUCGCCCGCCAAGGGGCCUACCUCUCCAUCGCAGACAUCAACGAAGCCGCUUUGAAAGAGAAGACUACCGAGAUCGAGAAAGUCAGCACAGGAAAGGUUCUCGCUACCCUAGUCGAUGUUCGAGAUGACAAGUCCGUCAAUGCCUGGAUAGCGAAGACCGUGGAGACCUUUGGGAAGCUCGAUGGUGCGGUGAACUUAGCGGGUGUGAUUCCGAAGGUGAUUAAUAAAGAGAGAGUGGAGGAACUGAAUAAUGAAGACUGGCAUUUCGUGUUAGAUGUUAACCUGCAUGGUGUUAUGCACUGCAUGCGCGCCCAGCUGCAGAAUAUGAACAACAAGGGAAGCUUGGUAAAUGCAGCCUCGAUAUGCGGCGUCAUCGGAUUCCCAAAGAAUGCGGCAUAUACCGCGUCCAAACACGCUGUGAUAGGUCUCUCGAGGACGGCAGCGAAGGAGGUCGGGGAUCGAGAAAUUAGAGUGAACUGCAUAGCGCCUGGUCUGAUCGACGGGCCGAUGCAGCAAAAAUCUGUGGAGGCGCGAGGUGGAGAACAGGUAUGGAAACAGCAGAUCUUGAGAAGAGGGACACCACAAGAAGUAGGAGCUCUGAUUGCUUGGCUAUUAUGCGACGACACGCAGUACAUUACCGGCACAGUACAGAUCAUUGACGGUGGGUGGGUUUGCUAGAGGAUACCUG